Messenger RNA from Panicum hallii, 655 nucleotides. RefSeq names its product acyl transferase 15-like. The record is from RefSeq and is a predicted model, not a curated record. The transcript has a single exon. Lineage: Eukaryota; Viridiplantae; Streptophyta; Magnoliopsida; Poales; Poaceae. Bases 137 to 574 code for a protein of 145 amino acids.
GAUUGACCAGAUCAGAUCUGACUUCAGCGGCAGGUUCCAUGACCAGCCAUGCACCACGUUCGAGGCGAUCCUCGCCGUCCUGUGGCGGUGCCGGACGCGAGCAAUCAGGCUCGACCCAUAGACCCCAGUCCUGCUCAUGUUCGUCGCCGAUGUGCGCAAGCACGUCGGUGCUAAGAAAGGCUACUACGGCAACUGCAUCAUUGAUCAGUUCGUCGUGGCUACUAGCGGCGCGGUGGCGGACGGAGACGUCAAGGACGUAAUCAUGGCGAUCAAGCACGCCAAGGAUCAGAUACCUGGCCGGCUGAAGAUGAUGGCUCAGCAGGAGCUGUGCAAGCUUAAGGUGCCUACGUACCACAUGAUGAUGGCGUCGUCGUGGCGGAACCUUGGCUUCGACCGCGUGGACUUCGGGAGCGGGAGGCCGGCGAGAGUGACGUCCUCCGGGAAAGAUAUGCCACCAGCGCCGGCCGUGCAGGGCUUUCUGUCCAGUGGGAGGGAUAGCGUCAGUGUGCUGGCGGCCUUGGUCACGGAGGAGCACGCGGACGCUUUGCUUGCAGAAUUAGCCAAGUUGGUGUGAGAUCUCCCUUUUUCGUUCUAUCGUGCCAUUUCUGCCUCUUGUAAUUUUAUAAGUAUGUGUCGUGGAGAUGAAUUAAUUGUG